Gigantopelta aegis is the source of this 1009-nucleotide messenger RNA. RefSeq names its product distal membrane-arm assembly complex protein 2-like. Bases 80 to 892 code for a protein of 270 amino acids. The record is from RefSeq and is a predicted model, not a curated record. NCBI's taxonomy places the organism in Eukaryota, Metazoa, Mollusca, Gastropoda, Neomphalida, Peltospiridae. The transcript is spliced from 6 exons.
CAAACAUCUAAUCCUGGAAAGGUUACCAAAGAGUCCUACGGCACCAAAACAAUUUUAUAUAGACCUAUGCGAUUCCAAGAUGGCAGCCUUCUUGCAAAAUGUUCAGAAACUUUUGCAACCCAGAAGUGUUUUGCUCAAAGUGGUAGCAAGACAGUCUUUAAUUGCUUCAUACGACAAAAAGGAAGGAGUACCUCGUGAUUUUCUUUGUUGGCUACAGCAGGAUCUAAGUUUGCCAGCAAUUCGACAGAAAUUAAGAGUAACAAGCUUUCAACUGGAUAGAGAGGAUCAAAAAUAUCGUCCAGAACGUCACAAAAUUCUUGGUCCUGAUUUGGCAACAGCUCAUUUCAUUGUUAAAAGGAAAGGUGCUGUAAAAUUUGUUGGCCAUGAUUCUUGGUUUCGUCUGAAUAAAGCUGGGAGGUACAAUCUUCCUAACAGAAGAGUUGAUGGUAUGGAACUGGAAGCAGUGGAUGCAUCAGGUACAAAACUGAUGUCUGCAGGGUUUGAAAAUUUUGUUGACUUAGAAAACCUACGAUACUUAAAUGUCAGCAACUGUGUCAACAUGGAUGACUGGUGCCUGGCCUGUUUUCACCAGUUUGCAGAUACACUGGAGUUUCUCGACAUCAGUGAUUGCCCACAGAUAACAGAACGAGGCAUAGCCUGUCUGCACCACCUGAAGCAUCUUCAAGCUUUGAAAAUGAAAAAUCUCCCCAAAGUAGAAAAUCCACAACUUGUGAUUCUUAUGUUGGAAGAGCUUCUACCAAACUGCAAAAUAUUUGGACCUGAUUAUAACACAAUACACAAUGAAUUGGAAACCGAUGGUCAGAUAAAUCAGUCUGGUGUUAUCACACAAGAUUCUCAUACAGCACAGCCUGAAACACAGGUCCAGAGAUGAUAUUGGUGAGAGAUGAGCAGGGACUCUUGACCGUGUUUUUAUCAGUUUUUUUUGUGGAUGUACAUACAUGUAUGUGAGUGUAAUUAAGUUAAAAAUGAAAUAAAAACUGAAAAUUAA